Lagopus muta (rock ptarmigan) is the source of this 1550-nucleotide messenger RNA. It is a transcript of the gene MBD3, whose product is annotated as methyl-CpG binding domain protein 3. The record is from RefSeq and is a predicted model, not a curated record. Bases 176 to 1072 code for a protein of 298 amino acids. The transcript has 8 exons. NCBI's taxonomy places the organism in Eukaryota, Metazoa, Chordata, Aves, Galliformes, Phasianidae. Gene Ontology annotation, molecular function: DNA binding.
CGGAGCGGAGCGCGGCGCCUUACGGCCGAGGGAGGGCCGCGGCGUGGCCCAGGGGAGGCCGCGCUCUGGGCCGCGAGCGGAGCGGGAGGAGCUGCGGCCGUUGGUGGGAACGGGAAGAGGCGGCGGGCGGAGGGGCGGCGGGGAGUCGGGGAAGCCGAGGUCUGCGGCGGCGGAGAUGGAGCGGAAGAGCUGCUCUGAGCACACGGAUGCAGUGAGCGUGGACAAUUGCGUGCACAGCUUCCCAUCAGAAAUCACUGGAAACAAACGCUCCCGUGUCAGAUCACCAGCCCUGGGGAUUAACACCAAUCCAAGCCCCAGUGGUAAGAAGUUCCGCAGCAAACCCCAGCUGGCUCGCUACCUGGGCAGCUCCAUGGACCUGAGCACUUUUGAUUUCCGCACGGGGAAAAUGCUGAUGAGUAAAAUGAAUAAGAACAGGCAGAGGAUGCGCUACGACUGUUCCAACCAAGCCAAAGGCAAGCCUGAUUUGAACACGGCGCUGCCCGUCAGACAGACGGCCUCCAUCUUCAAACAGCCUGUCACAAAGAUCACAAACCAUCCCAGCAAUAAGGUGAAGAGUGACCCACAGAAAGCUGUGGACCAACCCCGGCAGCUCUUCUGGGAGAAGAAAUUAAGCGGGCUGAACGCUUUUGACAUCGCAGAGGAGCUGGUGAAAACGAUGGACCUGCCUAAAGGUUUACAAGGGGUUGGACCUGGUUGCACUGAUGAGACCCUCCUGUCUGCCAUCGCCAGUGCCCUGCACACCAGCACCAUGCCCAUCACUGGGCAGCUGUCUGCAGCCGUGGAGAAGAAUCCUGGCGUGUGGCUCAACACUUCACAGCCACUUUGCAAAGCAUUUAUGGUGACUGAUGAAGAUAUUAGGAAGCAAGAGGAGCUGGUGCAGCAGGUGCGGAAGAGGCUGGAGGAAGCGCUGAUGGCUGACAUGCUGGCCCAUGUAGAGGAGAUAGCAAGAGAUGGGGAAGCUCCUACAGAGAAAGAAGGAGGUGAGGAGGAAGGAGAAGAUGAGGAGGAAGAAGAGGAACAGGAUCAUGACCAGGAAAUGGAGAAUGUAUAGUCCAGGGAGUUCCAUCUAAGAAUUCCCAGAACAAACCCUACCAGCAGGGUCAGCACAACUAUUUACAAAGCCAAGAGUGUCUGCAGAGUAACUUGCACCACCAGUCCAGCUGCAACUAUGAGCAUUUUGAUGUACACUUCAGGAAAGCCAAGAAGCUGAUGGUUCAUUCAUUGCUGGGUAGUUUGGAAGAUGGAACUUGACUGAAGCUCUAUUCCCCCUCCUUUUUGUUAAGGGGGAAGGCAACGGGGAAAACAAAAGCGGGAGGGAAUAAAGGAAUGCAAAACAGUGGGAGGGAAUGUAUUAGGAACCAAACUCCCUGUCCUUUUUAAUUUGGUUUUGGUUUUGUGGGUCAGCAAUAGGUGCUACGUUUUUUUUCCAAGCUUUUCUAUCCAAGUACCUUUAAGGAUGACCCACAGAAACCAUUUUCUCUCUGAUGCAAGUGAGAGAGAUGCCGUUUCACUCCUUGGCUGCUCUGCUG